This is a messenger RNA of Boleophthalmus pectinirostris (great blue-spotted mudskipper), 1485 nucleotides long. RefSeq lists its product as uncharacterized. NCBI's taxonomy places the organism in Eukaryota, Metazoa, Chordata, Actinopteri, Gobiiformes, Gobiidae. The transcript has 4 exons. The record is from RefSeq and is a predicted model, not a curated record. The coding region runs from base 219 to 1085 and encodes 288 amino acids.
GGGUUGCAGCAAAGUUUGUUGAAAACAGCGGUGAGGGUGGAGUGCUUGGGAGAAGAGAGUUCACGAGCAGUCGUCACUGUUUGGAGGCAGAGCUUCAGAAGACACGCUUGGAGCUCAGUAACCUCACAGAGAGGUUUACAAGAUUACAUGACAACUGCUCUUCAACACAACAAACUAAUAGUCUGCUAGAGCAUAAGCUUCAUUUGGUGGCUCAGAGUAUGGAAGGGGAACGUGAAAGGCUAAACCAACGUAUUUCAGCUUUAACAGAACGACUGGCCGAUGCAAAGUUUGUGAACACAGUGGACCCAAACAAUGCACCUCAACAUCAUGGUCAGUCAGGUGUUGAUCCAGAUGUUCCCCUUGUUGCCCCUCCUCCAGCUCAGUUCAUGGACAGUCUGAACUUCCCUAAAGACAAAGUUGUAGGGCAGGAACAGCCUCUGGGUUCAGUCCCAGAAGAAGAGGAAUCUGACUGGUCAGAAAUCGGUGAGGAAACACCAAGAUUUGUGCUAACAGGUUUGAAUCGAGGCCAGGCAUGGAGACACAGAGGGGGUGAUGAAGAUAAGGCCAACGAGCUAGAAAGAGAAGAGAUAUUUAAUCCAAAUUCAUCACAUUCUUCAACUAUGUCUCACCUGCAGUUUACAGUUCACAAUGAAAUCCUGCCUCUCACACAAAGUAAUCUCUCCAAAAUCGUGACAUGCCAAAGUUCUUACAGGAUCACCACAAGUCCAAGUUUAGGGUCCGCUGUUCUUGUCCGGUCAGCGAGUUUGGAGGAGAUCCCCAUGGCCCAUCACACCACAGAGCUCCAAAGCACAGAGGCCAUGACGGACCUACACCACUCAGGAGCAGUUCAUGACUCUGAUAAUGAGUUCAUACAUCACCUGAAAAACAGCAGACACACGGCGCAUGUGAGGCCAGUGGACAGCAGUGUUUCUGAGAUGGAUGCUGCAAUGUCCAAUCUGCAGUCAGCUGAACGCAUUCUGAACCAUCUUAUAUCUGAAACACAGCACAGUGAAACUGAGCACAGCUGGCCAGAGCCAGAGGCAGUGUCAGAGAAGUUACUCAAAGGGGAGCGGACAAAACUCUAACAGUGGCACCAAGCGGUCCGAAGGGAAUAUGAUUCAAUUUUAAAUUGAAAUGAGGGUUAUGUAACUAUAUGAAUAGAUACAGAUAUACAAUAUAUUUGGGCAUUAAAAUGUAUAUAUACCCUUCGACAGUGAGUGUAAAAUUGUGAUUAGCUAAUACCCAGUGUAAGUACUUUGUGGUAGAUAGUCAUAUACUGUAAAGUAUAGUUACACAUUUUGCCUACUGUAAACAUUAGUGUACUCUUUAAUGUGGAAUACUCAUUAAUUACUGAAUAAUGUGUAAAAUAGAAAGGUGCAAUUAACAUUGUUUCUCUGUGUAAUUAAUAAUUGAGGCUGACAGGAUUCUUGGCUAAGAUGUAGGUUGUAGUCUCAGAGUUUAAUAAACUAAUAAACACAUAUUUAA